Monomorium pharaonis (pharaoh ant) is the source of this 2792-nucleotide messenger RNA. RefSeq names its product protein RCC2 homolog. The transcript is spliced from 4 exons. The record is from RefSeq and is a predicted model, not a curated record. The coding region runs from base 199 to 1659 and encodes 486 amino acids. NCBI's taxonomy places the organism in Eukaryota, Metazoa, Arthropoda, Insecta, Hymenoptera, Formicidae.
UAAAUGUCACCGCGGCGGCCGCCAACAGCAGCGUGAAAUACUGCCGCCGGGUGCACCUCGUUUACCUGAUCCGUACCGCGUUCUACCGCGCGAGAAAGCGACACGAGGAAGGUGGUGUGCGACGGAGGAAGAAGACAAGAAGAUUCACGCGUCCCACUCUUGCAGCGAGUUACCGUCAUCAUCAUCAUCAUCGCGGCUAUGUCGACCAAGCGAAAAAACGCGGGCGGCAAAGCAAAGAACCGCCCGAAGCAGCGCAAGGUAGAGUACGACGAGGAGGACAUCUCCAGCGACUCGGAGGUUGACGAUGCCGAGGCCGACUCCAACGCCGACGGCGAGGACGCCAUCGCCGAGGACGCGCUCGCGGAUGACUCGAGCAUACCCGAGCUGCCGGCUCCCGAGGGUGGCUGGGGCAAACCUGGAACAUUGCUCAUGUGUGGCCUUACUAAUUGGGAAAUGGCUGGUCGCAAGGCACCGCCUAAGGGAGUGAAAGCGAACGUAGGACGUAGCCUGUGGACGCCGCACACGUUUAAAAACUUGAAUGAUGCGAGAGUACGACUGAUUGCAUCCGGUCCUGCCGCAUCCCACAGCAUUAUUGUUACCGAAAAUAAUAGAUGCUUGGCUUUCGGUAGAAACGAUAAAGGUCAAUUGGGUGUCGGUGACACCAAUCGUCGCGACGAGCCCACUGAAGUCGAAGCCUUAAAGGGACACACGGUUAUAGGGGCGUCAUGCGGACGUAAUCAUACUUUAUUUUUAACGAGCCGUGGCAUAGUUUUUGCUGCCGGCGACAAUAAACUGGGCCAAUGCGGAGUCGGCAAAAACGACCCGUGUAUUGUGACCGCCACCAAAGUUAAGUAUUCCGGACCACCGAUAGUGAAAGUGGGAUGCGGCGCGGAAUUCUCGAUGAUCCUGGAUAUCAAGGGUGGCUUGCAUUCGUUCGGAUGUCCAGAAUACGGCGCUCUGGGUCAUAACACCGACGGCAAAUACUUCAUCACAAGUACGAGAAUGGCAUUUCAUUACGAGAAAGUGCCUAAGCGAAUUGUUUUGUAUGUUGAGAGGGGUAAGGACGGCCAUGCGACACCGUUGGAUCAUGUUGAGAUUACGGACUUCAGCUGCGGUCACUAUCACACAGUCGCAAUUGACAGUAAGAAUCGUGCGUUCUCUUGGGGAUUCGGUGGGAUCGGUCGUUUGGGGCACAACGAGCAGCGCGAUGAGCUAGUGCCGCGUCUUAUCAAGUUUCUGGAACCGCCCAGUCGCGGCGUCCGUGCGGUGCACUGUGGCAGCACGUACAGCAUCGCGAUCAACGUACACGGUUCCGCCCUGAUGUUCGGUCAGACUAAGCGCACCGGUGAGGCCAACAUGUAUCCCAAACCGAUUCAGGAUCUAUCUGGUUGGGAAAUUCGAUGCGUUGGUUGUUCGCAGACAAGCGUGGUAGUUGCGGCUGACGAUUCCGUUAUCGCCUGGGGCCCCAGUCCUACGUUCGGAGAAUUGGGUUUCGGUGAAAUGCGAAAGUCAUCGACGACUCCGAUGGAGGUGAAAGCCUUGGAAGGUUUAUACAUUACUGCCGUUACAUGUGGUCUGUCUCAUACGCUUAUGAUCUGCCGAGAUGAUACUGAGGAGGAAAGAGCCAAGAUUAGUAAGCUUCAGGUGUACUCCGUUUAAAAUGUAUUCUCCGACCCGCGUAAAUGGGUUUCUACUGCGUCACUAUUGCAGAUGAUCGAAUCGGAAUGGGAAUUCUUAUUUCCCUUCAAUAAGCUACAACUACGUUUUAACGAAUUUUAAUAAAAUAAUCCGAGAACGAUAACAAUAGAUCGCCACAAAACGUCCAGAAGAGAUAUAUAGGGUUAGAUAUUGCUCUACUUUGUACUUCCAGUUUUUACUUAACACACAAAUGAAAGUCGAUUUGUAAUAUUUGAGACCCAUUCUGUUAGCAGCUCAGGAUAAUAGACCAAACAAGAUAGAUGCAAAAAUAUAUUUUGAUACGUUACUAUUUUAUUAAAGUUUGCUGUAAUUUUCAUCGAAAUGGAGAUAGAUUAUUCGUAGAGAUGCUGAAGAACUGGAAAGAGAACUUGUAGAAAUCAGCAGUAACUGCCUUUAUUUUUAUCGCUUUCUUAAUCCAUUUACCUGUUCAAAUAGUUUAUAUCAUUGAUUCAUCACAGCAGUACCUGAAUCAUUACAUCUGCAGGAAUCGUUUUUUACAUAUACAGGGAUAAUCUCUGUAAUAGGAUUAAUGCGAGUGAACCAUCAUUCAAUUAGAUAAUAUUUUAACGGUUGUAUGUGAAUUAAAUUUUGGUUUGCGUUUUAUUAACUUUAUAGGAAAAUAAUUUAACUUUUUAAUGUUAAUUUUAAAUUAAAACAUGUUACUUAGAAAACAUGUAACUUUAUUUCUAAUAUAAGUUUUUUUAAUAUAUGUAAAGUGAAUUUCCAUUUAUAAUAUCAUAUAUUGUAAAGUGAUAAAAAAGGGAGCUGUGGAAUUCUUUUUAGCUGGAUUAGAGAAAAAAUUCAUCAAAUUCAGGCGACUGACAUAUUUCGAAUUUUAAGAUUUUUUCCAAGAUGAAUUUUAUAACACAUGGUACAUUAUUGUAGAUGCGUUAAAGAAGCUUGGUCGAGUACACAAUAAAAUAGAACUCCGAUCACUGCCAGAAUGUAUUACGAAUAUCUCUCAUUGUGAUGACAGACAUUCAUUCCAUUCCGUUCCAUGUAAUACUCUCGUGCGAUUUCUGCACCGAAAUAUUCUUCUGAUAAACUUGAGAUGAAUGUACAAGUCCAAUUAUAAAAUAAACGAAUUUUUUAAG